AUGCAACAACGAUCCUGGGGACAGCUGCAGCCAUUCUCUCCUCUGGUAAUAGCUGGAGCUCUGAAAGAGCCUCUCGCUUCCCAUGUCCUGUGCACUCUCCGUCCCUCACUGUGUUUGCUCAGACAUCCCUUUGGAAAGCCCUGUCCAGGGGACCAGAGACAGUACAAAGUGUGUGCUACUGAGGACUGCCCCCCAGGUACCAAGGAUUUCCGACAGCUUCAAUGUGCAGCCUACAAUGGCCGCCAGAUCCCCCAGAUCCGAGGCGCUGCCUUUGAGUGGGUUCCUUUCUUUGGAGCCCCGAGUCCCUGUGAGCUCAGCUGUUUGGCCAAAGGCCGGAUGUUUUAUUACAAUUUCGGGCGGGUGCUGGAUGGGACAAAAUGUGGAGCUGGUUCCAACGGCAUCUGCAUCAACGGGCAGUGCCUGGCCGUUGGCUGUGGUGCUAUCCUGGGCUCAGAGCUGACGGAGGAUGUGUGUGGAGUUUGUGGCGGCAAGAACAACACGUGUCAGCGAUAUCAGAGCGUCUUCAUCACACCCCAUCUCCCCCCUGGGUCACUGCAGUAUAAUGAGGUAACCAUGAUCCCAGCCGGAGCCACUCACAUCAAAGUGACCGAUAACAGCAGCAAUUAUCUGGCUUUGCAGAACCGAAACUACAAUUCCAUCAUUAACGGGAACUGGGCCAUUAACUGGCCAGGGACGUACUCAGCAGCUGGGACGAAAGUCCAGUACAGGCGCUCUGCGGAUCACCGAGAGAGUUUGGAGGCAAUCGGACCCACGAAGGAGGAUCUGCACCUGAUGGUUCUAUCCAUGGAGCAAGACUCCGGGAUUGAUUAUGAAUACUGGCUUCCGAACGAUCAGUACUGGCUGUACCACGGAGACCGGAAUGUUCUGCAAGGGGCCCAACACGCGGCUGUCCACGCGUCUCGUUCAUUCUUGCAAGCACUGCCAAAUGAGCCCACCACCGUUGCCAUGACAACCACCCCCCUCUCAGCACAAAGGUCCCCUGCUCGAUCUCGCGGUUACACAGCUUCUCAGAGAAAAGACUGGCCACAGAGAAACCGUCUACUGUAUCCCUCCAGACCAGGCAACUGCGGCAAGUGCCAAAGGGUUCGUGGAAGAUCAAACCGCGUCAGGCAGUACUGCGAGAGAGACUUUGUUUUACAUGUGAAGGUUAUUAAUAAAAGAAUUGUUGGUCUGGAGACAUGUUAUGACGUUGAGGUGGUGAAGGCGUACAAGAAAGGCUUUGCUGUCUUAAGGCGGGAGUAUCUGUGGGUGCCGAAUACCUGCGACUGUCCCCGAUUGGUCGAGAUGAAGCAGUAUGUGGUGAUGGCACACCGACAUGUGAACUAUGAGCGGACACUGAACCGGGUCCUGCUGCAGAAAGACAGCUUUGUCCGAAGGUACAGACCUCAGGAGGACAGACUCAUGAGGGGCCUGGAUGAGGAGUGUGAGAAGCGAGGAUACCAGCUCACGGGUAACACACUCAGAUAAGUAUCAAGCCCAGCCUUGGUGGGCUCGGUGGCUGCUCCAGUCACUGUGUGUGGACCAAGUGUGAGUGACGUGAGGAACGCAGUGGGGGUUCUGACACUUUACAGCAAACAGCUCCCCCCUCAGACAUUGCACACUCUCACAGUUUGCUGCAUACAGCAGGGAUCCCGUGAGCCACUCUGAUCCAUGGCUUCCUGUGGCUCUGUAUGCUCCAUAUGGUGUCUAAAACUCAAUCUCUGGGUGACUCAGACACGCUCCAAGUUGUGUCAUGAGCUCAGUUGUAUUUUUGACUCUACAGGGAAUUUAGAGAGAAGAAAGUUGGCCAUUUUAAUACACAACAGCUCAGUGUAUAGAUUAGAUUAGAUUAGAUUAUUUUAGAUUACUUACAGUGUGGAAACAGGCCCUUCGGCCCAACAAGACCAC
Chiloscyllium plagiosum (whitespotted bambooshark) is the source of this 1908-nucleotide messenger RNA. The record is from RefSeq and is a predicted model, not a curated record. NCBI's taxonomy places the organism in Eukaryota, Metazoa, Chordata, Chondrichthyes, Orectolobiformes, Hemiscylliidae.